AUGGCGCCUACCACGACCAACGACGAUAUCACAGACGGUAGCGCGACGAGCGACAGCGACAGCGCUCUACGAGCAACAGUCGAGAAGGACAAGCCACGGCGGCCUUCACCCACGACCACCCCCACACGCCGGCCUGAGGUCGAGGAGCUUUCUCCGGUCACUCGCCCUGUGCCCGUGACAGCUGCGCCUACAAUAAUCUCGACAGUACCAGCGCCGACUAUGAUUACGACAGAUCCAAUCGCUGCUGCUGAGAUCCUGGGCGACUUCGACGACCACGCCGAUGACCGCUCGAGUAGCCUCAGUGAGCUUGGUGACGCCUCUGACGUCGAGUCUGAACAACCUACACCGCGACCUACCGCGACAGGGGAUAUCAACGAGAACGACUCUGAAGCCGAGACAGAGCGACUGGAAGAGACACCCCGGAAGCUCAUGCGCACCAUGACGGAUACGUCAUUAGCAUCUGAAGCUCUGUACACACGAACACCAAGCAAGCUGAUGCACUCAAAAACCGUAGAACACGACGAGUCUGCUCCACUGACACCCUCAGAUCUGGCCGAAGAUGAGAUCAUGGAAGACGCAGAUGAGGUGCAGGACCCGUUACACGCCCUGUCCCUCGCAGCGGCUUCAGAAGCUGCCAGUCUCGAAUUGGCAGGUAAGAAGAGGAAGCGAAUAAGUGCCCGAGGCACGCCUAUCGAUGACCGAGACGAAGAGUCAGCUCGGAAGCGCAGCGCCUCGGCGAAAGUCGCGAUCUACAAUGGCACAACAGAAGAUGUCAUCGAGAGCUCAGAGCGACCUGAUGCAGAGGACGAGUUAGGCCACGCCGAGGAGCGUCUGGACGACAUUGAGAGGGAACAAAUGGAUCUGGAAGAAACGCAAGCCAAUCUUGCCGCUGAGGCUGUAAGCGAACUAGCUACAGUUGCCAAACACACAAAACCUCGCAAGGGCGGCAGGAGAGGGAAGCGAAAGGCCGAGGACUCAAGCUUUGCGUACACGGAAGCUCUUGCGAUGACGGAGACUGUGGAAGGCGAUGUAGAUGGAGAUGACAACGAAGAAGAUAGCGGAGCGCUCGACGAAGAAGUUUCCAAGAAAAAGAGCGCGAUCGACGAGCUGGCCAAGAUUGAGAAGAAGUUCAGGCUCUUUCGUGAGAAACUUUGCGAUGAGCAGAUCGUACAAUACGAAAGAGAGCUGGAAAUGCUCAAACAGCCCGACUGUCAGCACCCCGAGUACCUUGCGAUGAUUAAGUGCAUCGACGACCGGAGAGCAGAGAAGAUCGAUUAUGAACGAACCCUGCUCCAGCUAAAGCAGGAGAACCUGAUCACCAUUACGGCCGCUCAUAGACAUCAGAUGCACAGCCAAUACUUCCAGACAGUAAGGGAUCUGCGAGAGGACAUCAUAGCAGAGUGCAAUCAGCGUGUCUUCGAGCUGCAGCGGGGCAGGCGAUCGCUGGGCUGCGACGAGACCGAAUACAUGGCCAAGCUCCCGGAGAAACGGUCUGACCAGAUCAGACAGCAGACAGCAUACAAUCUCGAGGUUUCUAUUCUGUCUGGUGUGGCCAAGUAUGUUGGCUUCCCGGCUGCGCCAGAUAUCAGCGCGGCACGACCUAAUGAGAUCGAUGAGGAUCUCCGAGCAAUGAAGAUCGCAACACGUCCCACGUUACCAGUGCCUCCACCCUCGUUCCGUACCUACAACCAGAGGACCACAGCAGAUGAAGUAGCAGCAGAGAGCGAGUUCCUCGAGAGCACGCCAUGGGCGAACCCAAGGCACCCUUCACACCAGGAGACACGCUCGCAGCAAGAGUCGCGUUUCGCGCCAGGGACAUCACGCGUACCCAGCUAUCAAACACCAGCAGGGCAAAGACGUAUUGUUGACCUCAAUGCGCCCAACGGCUCUGCAUCCACAAUCGAAGCCAACUCCAAUCCUCCAUCGUCCAACGCGCACAACACAAACGGCCGGAUAGCAGAGUCAGAGUCUCCCGUCAUGCAGAUGAAGCGACCACCAACCGAGUACACAUCGUAUAAUGAUACGCUAGGCUCACAUCCACGCAGCAUGGGAGUCUUGGGCAGAGAGACAUACGGAUUACUGUCCAGUCCGACUGCACAGCAUGCUGAGCCACACUUGCAUGAGCCGCCGACGCAACGUUGGGGCGUGACCUCUGGCUCACCAGCUAUGCCUACCGGGCCGCCUGGCGCAAGAGCACCAUUGACACAACAUAGUGGUCUGGGCAUGAGUGUGGGUGGUGGCUUGUUUGGACGAUGA
Messenger RNA from Didymella exigua CBS 183.55, 2256 nucleotides. RefSeq lists its product as uncharacterized. The record is from RefSeq and is a predicted model, not a curated record. Bases 1 to 2256 code for a protein of 751 amino acids. Lineage: Eukaryota; Fungi; Ascomycota; Dothideomycetes; Pleosporales; Didymellaceae. The transcript is spliced from 4 exons. Gene Ontology annotation, cellular component: Sin3-type complex. Gene Ontology annotation, biological process: negative regulation of transcription by RNA polymerase II. Gene Ontology annotation, molecular function: histone deacetylase binding.